ACACAUGCCGCCAAACCUGCUGAGCUUUUCCAGCAGUUUCUGCUGAGGAAGAUGAAGAUGGCCUGAGAGGGGGGUGCAGAUUUAUCCAAAUAACACCUUGUCUCUUUGAAAGAACUGUCAUAUUUAGUCCCAGUCACCUACUUAGUGACUUUUAACUUGUAAAUCCUUCAUUCUCAAAUAUCUAUAAAAUUCAUUUUGAAGUUCCUUUCAGGUGAACAUUCCAGAUUGUGACAACUCUCUGUUGAUCCUUGAAAGUGUUGAGUCCAUGUUGAGUCUGGAGGUUAUAAAGGGCUGAAUUGAAACAUGAGAUGCUGUUCCCAGAGGUCCCACUGAUCAUCACUGGAACAAUGCAGGAAGCUGAAGUCAGAGCAGGAUUUUGGACGUUGGAAGAAAAAGCACCGUUCAUACCGGGGUGAAACACGUAUUGUGUGUGUGUGGAAGAGUCUGUGAAGGUUCAUCUGAAAUGUCCAAACGCCAGCGCAAUGACACUAGGGAGAGACGAUGGAAAUGUGGGGAUUGCGGGAAGGGAUUUCUAUUCCCAUCCCAACUGGAAACUCACCAACACAGUCACAGUGGGGAGAAGCCAUUCACUUGCUCUCAUUGUGGGAAGGGAUUCAUUCGGUCAUCCCACCUGCUGGAACACCAGCGAGUUCACACUGGGGAGAGACCAUUCACCUGCUCCAAUUGUGGAAAAGGCUUCAUUCAGUCAUCUGGCCUGCUUAAACACCAGCGAAUUCACACUGGGGAGAAACCAUUCACCUGCUACGAUUGUGGGAAAGGAUUCGCUCAGUCAUCCAGCCUGCAUGUACACCAGCGAGUUCACACAGGAGAGAAACCAUUCACUUGCUCUGAAUGUGGGAAAGGAUUCACUCAGUCAUCCAGCCUGUUGAUACACCAGCGAGUUCACAGUGGGGAGAGACCAUUCACCUGCUCUGAUUGUGGGAAAGGAUUCAGUCACUCAUCCAACCUGCUUAAACACCAGCGAGUUCACACUGGGGAGAGACCAUUGACCUGUUCUGUGUGUGAGAAAGGCUUUGCUGAUUCAAACUCCCUGCUAAUACACCAACGAGUACACACUGGGGAGAGACCGUUCACCUGCUCCGAGUGUGGGAAGGGAUUCACUUGUUCAUCUAACCUACUGAGACACCAGAGUGUUCACACUGGGGAGAGACCAUUCACCUGUUCUCAGUGUGGGAAGGGAUUUACUCAAUCAUCCAAACUGUUAACACACCAGCAAAUUCAUAAAGAACUUCAGUUGAAGGAUUUUGCUCUGACUCGCACCAAGGAAUAAAUUGUGGUCUUUGGGCCAUUGGUGCUGAUGUUAUUAAUCACUGCUCAAUUAAAGGUGCUGAUAUUGUCGAUAAAAUGUUAAUAACAAUUCUGUAUCUGUAGGGUAGGUUUUUUAUAUAAUCACAUUGUUACUCUAUAUCAACACCUUCACACUGGAUAAAAGUUGUCCACCUGAGUAGUGUUUGAAAAGGGAUUUCCUGGCUCAUCACCAGUGAAUUUCUAAGUAACUAUAGCAGUUUUUGAUACUACUGUUAUCUAUAUCCAAACCAUGUUUCUGAUGAUCAUUAGAUAAUCAUAGAAUCCAUGCACUGUAGAAAUGGGCCAUUCUGCUCCUCAAGUCCACACACCUUCCAAAAAGCUUCCUACCCAGACCCACACCCAGUCCCAGUAACCUUGCAUUUCACAUGGCUAAUCCAUUUGACCUACACGUCCCUGGACACUAUGGGAAAUUUAGCACGGUCAAUCCACCCUAACCUGCACACCUUUGGACUGUGGGAGGAAACCUGAACACACAGAGGAAACCCACACAGACAUGGGGAGAAUGUGCAAACUUCACACACAGUCACCCAAGGCUGGAAUUGAACGCCAGUCUCUGGCACAGUGAGGCAGUAACUACUAACCGCUGAGCCACUAUGAUAUUUGUACACACCACAUGUCUGGCUACCAAUUUGGGAGAAAAAUGAUAUAAAUCAGCUUUUUGUUAAAACUACUGUGCAUCAAGUUUUUAUCUUAUCUCUAAAGCUGACUCAUUUAUUUUGACAGGCUCUGUGUGUCUCCUGACUCCUCCAUCCUCACCGCCAAGCGUGAGGAACCCAUGGAGUGUAUUUGUUAGUCAAAAUGAGCCAGUCAGUACACUUGACAGGAGCAGUUGGGAAAAGGUACAUUCAGAGUGAGGGACAGCCCAGAAUGGUGGAAAUGUUGUGCACCAUUGAAAUUUUGUGCAAAGGGGAGGAAGUUCAUAUUCUUGUUCAUGGUUUGUUCAAGGCAGAUGGGGUUGCAUCUGAACUGGAAUGGGAGUAGCAACCUAAUCAAGAGGUUUACGAGUGCUGCAGGGGAAGCAUGUUAAUUAACUUGGCAAGGGGCUGAGAUCCAGAGAGAAUGUUGAAAGUGUAGGAUGAACAGUCAAAAUGUGAAGAAACAAAUGAAACUCAAAAGUAUCAACAUUAUAGGCGACUUAAGGUACAGGGGAAUUUGUCAAGAGUGAAAAGCAUUUAGUUUAAUGCUACGAGUCUGAAAAACAAAUUAAAAUAUGGGAGGAUGAAUGGUUGGAAGCUCAAUAUUUCAAGAUAUAUGGUCUUCAAAUGAGUCAGUGUAUGUGGUAAAAGAGGAGGAGAUGCCGCAAUUUUGUUCAGGGAAUCUGUUAGAGUAAUAAAGAGGGAUGACAUCUUAGAAAAUUCCUUAAAUAAACCCAUAUGAGUAGAACUAGAAGAGCAGGUAAGAAGGAAAAUUUCACAAAGUUUAAAAGUAAAAGGGUUGUGAUAGCAGAGGUUUUCAACUUCCACUGUGGUCAUCGUAGUGUGAAAGGUUUAGAGAAUUUUUAAAAAUACAUCAAGGGCAGUUUUUUUUUUUUAAACCAGUAUGGAGAAGUCCCAACAAGGGUGGGGGAGGUCCAGACUUAACUUUAGGUAACAAAGCUGAGCAAAUGGUUGAAGUGUCAGUGAGGAGUAUGUUGCAGACAGUUAUCAUAACUCUUUUAGAUUCAUGUUUGUGUGGAAAAGGACAAGGAUGGGCCUGAAAUCAAAGUUCUAAACUAGUGGAUUUUAAUAAGAUCAGAUAGGAUUUAGCCAGAGUGCGCUGGGAGAAGAUACUUUCAGGUAAAUGUGCAAGUGGGAACUUAAAAGAGGGAGAGCUAGAAGGGGGACUGAAUGAACACAGGCAGCUAAAAUAAAGGAAAAUACUCAAUUGUUUUACAGGUAUGUUGAUGGUUAAAGGAUCAAGAGGGAAAGAGUAAGGCCCAUUUAGGGUCCACAGCCAUAAUUUGUGUGUGGAGCCUGAGGUUGUAGUUAGGGUUCUAAAUGAAUACUUUGUGUCACUGUUCACUAGGGAGAGAGAAUAUCUGUAGAAAUCAGGGAAAAGGUCUGUGAUAGAAUUAAAUAAAUCAGCAUAAAGAAGGAGGAGGUUCUGAGUAGUCUUGCAGGAGAAAGUGCCAGAUGAGGAGCAAGAAGAAGGGAGUUUAGCUUAUGGGAUAACAGCAUAAAGUAUCAAGGUUAGAGAUGGGGAUGGGAGAAUAAAUACAUUCAUCAUUCACAGAAAACAGACCUCUGACAAAGGGUUCCUGGAAUUGAAUCUUUAACUUUUUUUCUCUUUGUAUACAUGCUGCUAAAUGUGCUGGCUUCCUCCAGUACUUUCUGUUUUUAUCCUUUGCCUGCUGUGUUGUUGCCCCCACUCUUUUUCUGCUGCUACUCUCCCUCUUUUCCAACUUGCUCUUUGUCACCCUAGGAGACAAUGAGUAACUAAAUCUGCUUUAAUAAACCCAGUAAUUCUGUUGCUGACUGAAUGAACUGUUAAUCUGUCUGCAGAGUUGCCAGUGAAAAUAUUAUGCACUUCUGUUUGGUCUGUCAGUAAAUUUUAGCCCUUCUUAUUUCACUGAAUUGUUUUUUGAAACAGGAGGGAACAUAAACUCACGUGACCAGAAAUGAGUCCAUUGACCUAAUUUUGAACAAGUUUCUCCUGACACUGAGAUCAACAAUUUUGGUUCCUUUCCUAUUUUUAAACGUGAACACCCAUGUGGGAACUCCAACACCACCGAAAGUGAAUUGGACAGACACUGGGCUAAAAGCAGGGAAGGGGUCAUCGCCUGUGGUAGUCAGAACUCAACCAGUCUCACUGCCCUGCCUUUUCCGCUCACACUACAGCGCAUAUUUCUCUUGUCUUAACUUGUUCUUGCUUUCAGGAUGAAACAGCAAUCACUUCACUGGAUUCAAUUCUGCUGACAGUAAUCAGAUGCAGUUUAAUGUGGUUAAUUGUGGGGCAAUAUAUUUUGGUAUGUUGAACAUGAACAACAAUAUAAAAUAAAAGGUGUGAAACCAGAGCAACCUAGAUAUAAAUGGGCAUCAGUCAUUGUGACAAGACAGGUCCAGAGGGAAUUUAAUAAAGCAUACAAUAUCCUUGGCUCUCUUAAUAGGCACUUACACUGUAAGAUCAGGGGCAUACUGGUUCAUACUCAGUUGGAAAAUUGUGUACAGUUCUGACAUCUCAUUUUGGUGGAUUUAAAGGCAUGGGAGAGAAGUGAUUUCUGACAGUUAUGUUGCAAAGAAUAAAAAUUCAUCUAUGAAAAGAAUUUCAAAAAGUUGGGAAUGUUAUCCAUGGAGAAAAGAAAGCUAAGAGGAGAUCUGACUAAACCAAUCACGAGAAUUUGGAAAAAUAAAAUCAGCAGGGCAUUUUCUCACUCUUGAAAAAAAAUCAAGCAUACGAGGGCAGCUUUAUAAAGUUAGUAAAACAAGCAAAAGUGAUUUGGACAAUACAAACAUUUUCAGGCGGUGAUUGGUUAGGAUCUGAAAUACUUUUCUGUAUGUGAUGUUGGAGGGAAGUUUGGAAAUUAAAAAUGUGCAGUUAUGGGGAGAAGGAAAGAGAAUAGCAUUAAGUGAAAUGCUCAUUUGGAGAUCUGACAGACGUUGAAGACUGAACGGUCUGUUUCAGCCCUGUAACAAUUCUGAGAUUCUCAACACAGAAGAAGGUAUUAUUAUUGCAGCAUUCUCUGGUCCAGAUAGUGUGAGUAUAGUUUGUUUCUGGAUGUCAUUAUUUGCCUUUUCCCACCCAAUUUGAUCCCUAUUAUAGAAAAAUAUGUAGAUUACAUAAACAGUAACUUGCAUUUGAAAUGGUGACUAUCCUACCCAGCAAGCCUGCACGGUGUGGAAUGUACACUAUGCAAAACAGAAGAGCAAUCUCUGGCUCAGAUACUAGCAGUAUUCCUGGUAUUAUUAUUUGACCCUAACCUCCAACCCCACACCUAAUUACUCCAUUUUCUACUUCAUAACACAAAGUGAUAUGGAGGACACUGAGGCUUCAUGAAUAUAUUGUGUAAGGCUCAAAAUCCCAAAAAGAACUUGCAGUCCCACUGACUGUACCAAACGGAACCAUCCACCAUCUUUUUUGGGGGCACUGGACAGCAGGAUACACUGCCAACUUUGUAGGGAGGCAGUGAUUGGGAGGAGUUUACUGCCUAUUGUUCAGAAUGGAGACAUCAUGUCCAUCAAGCUGCAUUAGCCUUUCACAGCCCAUGUCUUAUUAACGAGGCAGAACACAAUAGAAGGAAGUAAUUCCUGUUAUUCAGAUCCCACUAUUCCAUGAGAAGUCCUGCUCUCAAGGUAAACUUGCACGUUGAGUCAGUAGUCAGGAAGGCAAAUGCAAUGUUGUCAUUUA
Molecule: messenger RNA, 5652 nt
Organism: Rhincodon typus (whale shark)
Lineage: Eukaryota; Metazoa; Chordata; Chondrichthyes; Orectolobiformes; Rhincodontidae
Product: zinc finger protein 239-like
Exons: 2
Coding region: 464-1291 (275 amino acids)
Source: RefSeq, a predicted model, not a curated record